AUGUGGCCUGGUGUUUUAGCUUACUUUUUCGUCGGUAAAAAAAGAAAACGUUAUAGAAGGGCUCAUCAAGUAUCUGCUCUUCCCCCCUCAGAAGAACAACCCCUUGCUCAUGUGGACGACGGUGGUCCACAUGAAUAUAUUUUAGUAAAGGAAUGUAAGCAACCCACAUCAGCACAAAAGAAAGGAAGGAAGAAGCGUGCUGGUCGUCGCCGUGUUGGUCGCCGCAUGAUUAUUGAUAUUCAUUUAGAAGUCUUAAACGAAUGUCAAAAAGGGGACCUGCAUUUGACAAAAGAUGACUUUUUUGAAAUUUUGGUUGAGCAAUUUAUGGGAUCAAAAUUUAUGAAAGAGGAAGAUGUUCCUAAGGAACAGGUUCCAUGUUUAGAUUCCGGGUUUAGGAAGGAAGAUAUUCCUAGAGGAGAAGUUCUUAAGGAAAAUGUUCCUAAGGAAGAUGUUCUAUGUUUAGUUUCCGGGUUUAGGGAGGAAGAUUUUGUUCCUAAGUAA
Molecule: messenger RNA, 501 nt
Organism: Plasmodium coatneyi
Lineage: Eukaryota; Apicomplexa; Aconoidasida; Haemosporida; Plasmodiidae
Product: SICA antigen
Exons: 2
Coding region: 1-501 (166 amino acids)
Source: RefSeq, a predicted model, not a curated record